UCUGCCAAUGUCUCUCAUUUUGUGGGGUUUGUGUACAAGCAGUAGUUGGUGUGGUUGAGGCAGGUGUUGAUGUGUGUGGGCGGGGAGUGAAAAGUGAAGUGGGCUCAGGGUUUACAUGGGAAACGUGUGAAUUAUCUCUUCAUCCUUUCUGUUUCUGUUCCUCUUUUCGAUUCUCACGUUUGGAAUUUUUGUUUUCAUUUCUUGAUCUUUCCUUCCAGUGGCUCCCUGGUGCUCGCUGGCUCCCCUCCCCGGUUUUUUACCCCGGACGACUGGGAGGAGAAUUAGAAGACAGAAUAUCUGUUUAUAAAUAUACGUAUCUAUAUUUUUUAUUUUUAUUUUUUUCAAAAUGAGCUACACUGUAACCCUCAAAGGACCUGCACCAUGGGGCUUCAGACUGCAAGGAGGCAAGGACUUCAACAUGCCCCUCACCAUCUCCCGGAUCUCGUCAGGCAGCAAAGCGGCACUGGCCAAUCUGACCUCUGGCGACAUCAUCUCCGCCAUUGAUGGGGUCAGCACAGAAGGCCUAACCCAUCUGGAGACUCAGAACAAAAUCAAGGCCGCCACCCAUAGCCUGACACUCAACAUGCUAAGGUCGAAGCGCCCAGCUCCUGUCCCCACAGCUACCCCGAGAAUGGAUUCCCCCAUGCCGGUCAUCCCACAUCAGAAGGUUAUUGCCAACACUGCUGCCACCUCUGAGUAUGUUCCCAGCUUCAACCCCAGUGUGCUGAAGGACUCUGCCCUCUCCACUCACAAGCCAAUUGAGGUUAAGGGCCCAGGUGGCAAGGCCACUAUAAUCCACGCCCAGUACAACACUCCUAUUAGCAUGUACUCCCAAGACGCCAUCAUGGAUGCCAUAGCUGGCCAGGCCCAGGCCAGAGGCAAUGAAAUGUCUGGUGAGGAAGCUGCUUCUCCCCUGGCUACGCUUCCUGUUAAAGACCGUCUCAUAGACAGUGCUUCCCCAGUGUACCAGGCUGUGAUCAAGACUCAGGAAAAGGACCCGGACAUGGCUGAAUGGGCUCGCCGUGCCGCCAACCUGCAGUCAAAGUCCUUCCGUGUCCUGGCCCAUAUUACAGGCACCGAGUACAUGCAAGACCCAGAUGAAGAGGCCCUAAGGAAAUCAAGGGAAAAGUUUGAACUGGAACUGAGAGGCCCACGAUUCACCAAAUUGAGGAAGUGGCAUCACGGCCUAUCAGCGCAAAUCCUUAACGUGCAGGAAUAAGUCCUCAGUGAAGGCGACAGACGGACAGAGUAACCGCAUUGACGCAGACAAGUUGAACAGUUUGGCAAGAAGAGGAGCAGAGAGGGGAAGACUUGAAUAAACGCAACUGGAAUGUGUGUUAGAGUGGUAGAAUAGCCCAGAAGAAAACAUGAAACGCUGAAAGCCCUGAAAGUGCUUGUACUUCACUUUGUUUUGUGUUUUUUUUAGUUCAUAUAUCCUUCCGCCACCGUAAGGACAUAUCCUUCAGCCAGUUAACAAAUGGUAAUGAUGUAGUGCUCUGCUCUUUCCUUUUUCUUUUUUCUUUUGGCUGUUCAGCUGAUCCUAAAAGAAACAUAUUACUACUGUACAAAAAAAGAAUUAUGAAAGAACUUAUUGUAUUUUCUCCCUUAUUACGUUGUAUUUUCUCCCGUACAAUCAUUAAUGUAAGAGUUCAUUAAUGUGAAUAAAUACCACUUUAAAUGAAGUGAGCCACA
Messenger RNA from Conger conger (European conger), 1692 nucleotides. RefSeq names its product LIM domain binding 3b (gene ldb3b). Gene Ontology annotation, biological process: muscle structure development; heart development; actin cytoskeleton organization. Lineage: Eukaryota; Metazoa; Chordata; Actinopteri; Anguilliformes; Congridae. Gene Ontology annotation, molecular function: muscle alpha-actinin binding; actin binding. The transcript has 9 exons. Gene Ontology annotation, cellular component: adherens junction; filamentous actin; stress fiber. The record is from RefSeq and is a predicted model, not a curated record. The coding region runs from base 347 to 1219 and encodes 290 amino acids.